AUGGCGGAUGAUGGUCAGACGGCUCACUUUACGAGCUUCCUGGAGGUCUUUGACCACUGGGCACAGGUGCGCCCCACCUGCUGCGCUGUGCGUGACUUGCGCGGAAGAGCACUCACUUGGGCGGAGCUGCAGGAGACCUCGGUGCUGGUGGCAAGCCAUGUACAGCAGCUUAUGGAGGCUGAGGCAAUCGAGGUCGGGGCCAUUCUGUCGCGACGCUGCCCAUGGUGGUUGGCGGCCACAGUGGCCCUCAUGCGCUGUGGCAUACCCUUCGUGUGGAUGGGUUGCGAACUCUCCAAAGGUCGAGAGAAGGAGAAGCAGCGCAACGAGGAGAUCCUGCGGGUCCUACGUCCGCAGCUGCUCUUGCUGGGCGCCGAGCUGCCGCCCGACGCUGCCGAGCUGCUCCCCGAGCGCUUCGCCGGGCGCACGCUGCGCCUCGCCGAGCUGCGGCCGCUCGGCGCGUCCGCGCGUUCUCCGCGCGGGGCGCCGAAGAGGGGGUUGCUGUGCUUCCAGCUCACGGGGGGCACCACAGGAUCUUCGAAGUGCGUGGAGAUCACCGAGGCCAUGGCGUUGCACGAGAUCGCGGCCUAUCCGAAGACCUUCCCCCAGCUGAGCUGUGAGGACUGUGUGCUGCAACACACUCCGGUGCUUUGGGCCGCCAGCGCCAUCGGGCAGAUCAACAUCGCAGUCAGCUGCGGCGCCACGUUGUGCAUCAGUGAGGCCUUUGACCAGGAGUCCAUCGUCCGCUCCGGCGCCUCGGUGCUGGGCUCGGUGCCCAGCGCGCUGGAGGCGCUCGACGCGGGCGCCUCGGCGCUGCAGGGCGUGCGCUGGGUCUUCACCUGGGGCGAGGCCAUGGCGCCCACGGUGGCCCAACGGUGGCGCUCGGAGAGGAGGAGAGCGGUGGAAUUGCUGAUCAGUACCGAGUACUGGUUGAGCCUCUACAGCGAGGGCCGCUCUGCGCGGAGCGGGCGCAGCGUCUUCACGGCGGUGGAGGGCGCCGAGGUGGCGGUGCUGCGAGAUGGAGAGCUUUGCAAGGACGGUACUGGAGAGCUGUGCUUGCGUGGGCCCAUGGUGACCACCGGGUACCGUGGGGCCUCUUCGUCCGUUCAUCCCCCAACGGAUGGUGGCGCGCCCUUCUUCAAGACCUCCGACCUGGUGACCCUCAGCUCUGGGGCGCGGUCGCUGGAGUUUCGAGGGCGCAGCGACAUGCUCAUCAAGGUGGGCGGACAGUUCGUGGACCUGCUCGAGGCCGAGGAACGUCUCAAGGAAGCCCUGCUGCCGCCAGAGAGUACCGGUGCCGGUGGUUCUGCAGCACGCGAGGUGUGUGCCCUACCGGGUGUUGCACAGCCGGGCCAGCAGGGUGCAGCUGCGCACAUCUUCGUGUCGAUUGGAGAGGGUGCCGCACGUCCAGCUGCUGCCAGGCUCCUGGCGCGCGCACGUGCGGUGCUGCCGCCCUCCGCUGCGUUGCAUCUCCUCAGCAAACCGCUGCCCAAGGAUCCAGUGUCUGGCAAAGUGGAUCGCCACAGCCUGCUGCAAGGCGUGAGCGUGACUCCGCCCGCGCGCGCCGUAUGGCCGGCCCUGUGGACCAGGUUCAAGCCACAAGGGCCAUGGCUCUUGGUCUUUGCCUUGGCGGGCGCAGUGAACCUGUCCUCCUGGCUUCGAUCGGGCCGGGCUUCAAGGCCGAGCUGGAAGAAUUUGCUCCAGUUUCUACUGCAUGUGGCCGCGGUCCCGUACAUGUGGCUAUUCUCCUUUCACAUCCCGAUUCAUAUUUGCAGGUCUUUCAUCAACUACGUGCCCUUUGGCCGCUUGGGGGUGCUUUGCAUUUCCUAUCACCUGGCCCGAUCCAGAGGCCUCGGCGCUUGGUUGGCGCGGCUGAGCUUGGGAGCCACGACAGCGCUGGGCGCUGCGAGCUUGAGGCGUGAGCACAUGCUCUCGUGGUGGUUGGUCUUCUGGUUGGCGAUCCCAGAGCAGGCGCAGGUUGAAUGUGGUUGGUGGCUCACCUCCAGCGGGUGGAAAUGGUACUUGGAAGAGAUCCAGUCGACCCUCAUGGAUUUUCGCGGGAGGAGUGAGUCCUGGGCCGACCGCAUCCUUGAGGCAUUGCUCUCUGCACCGCGCGUGGUGCGGGAGCAGCUUCAACGCCUUCAACAGCAGCGGCUGCCCUACAAGCCUCCGGAGGAGCUGCGGGAGCUGGAAGAGGCGGACCUGGUGAUGGAUGAGGCAGAUGAGGCAGCUGCACUGGUGGAGCCGGAGUUCGAGCCUGUCGAGCAGGUCUGUGAUGCGGACGGGCCCACAGGUGUGCCAGAGCUUCAGCCAGCUGCAUCUCUGGUGCCUGAAGCUGCAGAAGACGCGGUGCCCGUGCCAGAGGCGGAGGCAGCAGUGCCUGCAGCGCAACCCGAGGUGGAGACCUUCACACCUCAGUGGUCCUGUGUGGAGUGCCAGUGCCCACUCCCCUGGGGCUCGGAUUGGCGACAAGAGGCCAAGAACUUCUACUGCAAGUCCUGUCACCGAAGCUUCGAUGACCGGUGGUGGGAGUUCCACACGCGCGACGUCAUUGAGCCUGAAGUCCCUGACGCCGACGAUGACGACGAUGACGACGGGAACGAUCACGCGGAGGGCGCCGAUGGGGCGGGUGACCCCGCGGUGGCGAAGACCGCGGCAGGACGCAUCCUGCUGCAGCUUCUGUCCAAGCAGCUGAGCUCCACGUCGCUGAGCCUCCAAACGCGGCUGCUGGGCAUCGACUCCCUCGCCGUGUUGACGCUCUGCCGGCAGCUGCGCUUGGCCGUGCCCAGCUUGUGCUUGAGACCCCAAGAGGUCUUCGAAUGCAGUUCAGUGGAGGAUCUGCUCAACCUCGUGGAUCUCCCAACGGCCGUGGACGCCGCCGGCUCGCCGGCGGAGUCGACGCCCACCGCCACACCGACCGCGGGCGACCUCGGGGUGCCGCGCACCGUGUGGUUUGCGCCCGGGCAGGUGAAUAGCACUUGCAAGUGGCUCUAUGGAUGUCGAGGUCUGCUGGACGAGCGCAGCUUCCGCCGGGCGGCCGCGAAGCUGCUGGCGCGGCACGAAGGCUUGCGGGCCGAGAUGGCGAGCCCGGCCGGCAUGGAGCUGCUGCGGUUUCUGCGCGACGUGGGGCCGCUGCACAGCGUGCUGUGGCCGAAGCUGGAGGUGUGGAGCGAGGAGAAGCUCCCGGGCCGAGCCACUGGCCUGGUGAGGAAGUGCAAGGAGCUGGUGUCGUCGAGCUUGAAGAAUGUGUGGCCCAAGUCGGUGCCCAUGAGACUCACCAAGGAGUUUCUGGAGGAACGAAUUCGGGUGGUACAGUGCAGAUCCUGGCGAGAGGUGGAGCAAGCCUCUCAGCAGCUGAGGGACGCCUUUCAGCCACCCAUCGCCAUCGGCCUCUUCCUGCUGCUCGGCAGCGGGUCGCGCGGCGACCCCCACGCGCCGCGGCCCGAGGAGUGGGGUGCUCCCAGCAGCUUCUUGCAGUUUGUAGUCUCCCAUGCGUACUCAGAUGGUUUCUGCAGCGUGCCGAUGGUGCAAGACUUGUCUGCGCUUUAUGCACAAGAAGAGGACCGACGACGAGGCCGCCGCUCUCAAAUGUCGAACUGCUUGCUGCCCUACAAGCCUGGAGCAUCCUUCGAGGUCCUGGAAGGUCGUUUCUACGCCGCCCUCGAAGGGAAGCCUGCCUGGAGUCAUCCGGAGCAGCUCUCCUUGCGGUCCAGCAUGUUUGAUACGGAGCCUCCAAAGAAGUGGCAGCCCUGGGUUUACAACCACGAGGUCUUGCUGGAAGGCGAGGCCGUGGCCCUGCUGCGGCGCUGCGCCCAGCGGUACGCGGUGCCCUUUGACGUGGUGCUGCUGUCGAUGGUGUUGGCGGCCAGCUUCCGAGCCAGCUGGCAAAUGGACCGGACCAGGCACUUCUACCGGGGCGGCACCGAGCAGGAGUUCGAGCAACUCACCACGAAGAUGUCCAUGCCUUUGACGCUCUACGCGCCCAUGCGCGAUGGGGACCUCAAUGACGCCAUGGUGGGGCUCUUCAGCGACUGGCGCGACCUGAAUGUGCCCUGCAGCUCACAUGUGAGCUUGCUGGGCUUCUGCUUGGAUCUCGCCGAGCUGAUCCGGCACCGGAGGUGGACGGUCUUCAAUCCGAUCAACAACGCCCACAACAUCUUGGUGAAUAUCCUGCCGCUCGACGAGCAGGCGCGUGGCGAGCAGCAGUUUAUUCAGACACGGAAGCAUGAGUACGGCGGCCGGAGGGGCUCGGCACCCGAUCGCCGCAGGGCCUACAAGGCACCCCACCGGCCCAUGCGCAUCACGCUCGAGCAGGAGGCUCCAGAUGCUUGGUGGAUCUCCUUGGACCUCAAUGCGGAUUGCUAUCCCACGGAGUGGUGCCGUGGCUUCGUCUCCUCGCUCGCCGACACCAUCCAGGAUCUCAAGUCCCGUCCGAUGCUGGCCGUCUUGCACGCCGAUUGGUCACAUAGUCUCAAGUCAGGCCCCGGCUCGGAGCCACCGUGA
Messenger RNA from Durusdinium trenchii, 4500 nucleotides. NCBI's taxonomy places the organism in Eukaryota, Dinophyceae, Suessiales, Symbiodiniaceae. The record is from the annotation of a GenBank genome assembly.